Molecule: messenger RNA, 1536 nt
Organism: Hansenula ciferrii
Lineage: Eukaryota; Fungi; Ascomycota; Saccharomycetes; Phaffomycetales; Wickerhamomycetaceae
Exons: 2
Coding region: 1-1536 (511 amino acids)
Biological process (GO): transmembrane transport
Cellular component (GO): membrane
Molecular function (GO): transmembrane transporter activity
Source: RefSeq, a predicted model, not a curated record
AUGUUUGUUAGUUUAUCAAGAAUGUCAUCCAAACCAUCAAUUGAAUUAAUCGAAAAUGUAUCAACAACCAAACCACCAACUGAAAUAGAUGAAAAAAUCAUUCAAAUCAACCAACCUGAUUUUUCUAAUAUUAAUGAAUCAAAGGUUUUAAGGAAAAUGGACUUUCAUUUAUUACCAAUGGCAAGUUUAUUAUAUCUUGUUAGUUUUAUUGAUAGAGGUUCAAUCGCAAAUGUUAGAAUUGAAGGUAUAACUGUUACACUAAAUAUAACGGAAGAUCAAUUCAAUUUAUGUGUCACAAUCUUCUUUAUCACUUAUGCAUUAUUUGAAGUACCAUCAAACAUUGUUCUUAAAAAAAUAGGUCGUCCAUCAGUAUUUGUCCCCACUAUAAUGGUUAUAUGGGGUAUAGUUAUGACUUUAUCAGGUAUUGUUCAGAACUUUGCGGGUUUAUUUGCAGCGAGACUGUUUUUAGGUAUAGCAGAAGCAGGACUCUACCCAGCUGCUAGUUAUUGGAUUUGUAUGGAAUUACAAUUUCGUCAAGCAUUAUUUUAUGGUUCUGCUACAACUGCCGGUGCAUUUUCAGGAUUAUUAGCAUUUGGAAUUGCUAAAAUGGAUGGAAUUGGGAAUUAUGAAGGCUGGAGAUGGAUUUUCAUUAUUGAAGGUAUAGCAACUGUGAUAAUUGCAGUUAUAUCAUAUUUUGUUUUAUAUGAUUAUCCUGAAACUGCAAAAUUUUUAAGUGAAAGAGAACGUGAAUUUGUAAUUUGGAGAUUAAAAAAUGAUUCAAAUGGUGAAAUAACUGAUUUAUCGCAUCCUAACUAUAGCCAUUUUGGUGAACGUGAAGAACCAGGUCUUCGUCAUGCAGUUAUUUCAGUACUUAAGGAUUACAAAUUAUAUUUACAAGCUUUAUUAUUUAUAUCUAUUACAGCACCUUCAUAUGGUAUUACCUUAUUUUUACCAAGUGUUGUUAAAGCAAUGGGUUACUCAACUUCAAAAUCACAGUUAUUAACUAUACCUGUAUUCAUUGUUGCAGCUUUAUGUGCGAUAAUCCAAUCAAAAUUUGCAGAUAGAGUUGGAAUUAGAUUUAUUUUCAUUGCUGGGAACAUGUCAAUCGUUGUUAUUGGUUUCAUAAUGGCCAUUGUUGGACAAGAAACUUCAAAACCAAAUGUCAUUUAUGGUGGUGUUUUCAUUGGCGUCUGUGCAUUAUUUUCAGCUUUCCCUGGUAUGAUUACAUGGAAUGCAAACAAUUUGGCAAAUUCUCAAAGAAAAGCGAUUGGUAUGGCAUUUCAAAUUGGGUUUGGUAAUUUUGGAGGUGUUUUCGCUUCAAAUUUUUAUAAACCUACAACUUUAACUUUAGGACAUUCAUUAGAAUUGGGAUUUUCAUGUUUAGCUAUUAUUGUAUCGUUAGUUUUAGCUUGGGGGUAUAAUUACGCAAAUGUUCAGGAUUUAAAAAAAUUAAAAAAUAAUACAUUUGAAGGACUAAGUGAUUUGGAAUUUUAUCAAAUGGGCGAUAAUUCGCCAUUUUAUAAGUAUAGAUUAUAA